Messenger RNA from Aaosphaeria arxii CBS 175.79, 984 nucleotides. RefSeq lists its product as uncharacterized. The record is from RefSeq and is a predicted model, not a curated record. The transcript has a single exon. NCBI's taxonomy places the organism in Eukaryota, Fungi, Ascomycota, Dothideomycetes, Pleosporales. The coding region runs from base 93 to 671 and encodes 192 amino acids.
UGUGGACUUCCAACAUGUCCUGACAGCAAACCCACCGCCCUCGUCCUCAUGCAUCAUUUACCGCCUCAAUUAUCCCAUCUCCCCACCCCAACAUGCCCCAAACGGAACCCAAGCAUCAUAACCGUUCGCGCCCCGACCCGUACAUACAUGCAUAUCUACCACGUCGUCGGAGGCAAACAUGCCAUCGACGUACAAUUACCCAUGUGACCACGAUUGCACUCACUCACCUGCACCCAUUUUGCCCCCCGAGCGCCAGAUCGCACACCCGUCUUCCUCCUCCCCUGCGAAUCGACCUCCGCAAACCACAACCAUUGGAUGGGGGAGCUUCGCAACGCAUGACCCGGAAACGGUCCAGCAGGGCAUGCUCAGGAACGCAAGCUUGGCGGGCGCUUAACGACCUCUUCGUUGGUUGGACGGAGCCCUUCAGGCUUCAACAUUCUCUCCGCACGUACCCUCACAACUUGCUUUUCUCUUCCAUUCGUCGGCGCUGGCAAAUACGUCUGCUAGUUCGGAUGUCGUACAUGUGGACGGCUAGCGAAUCGACGGGCGGUUAUGAGCCUCAAUGGCGCCCGCUACGACCUUUGGUACCUUUUCUCCCGGACGCGUCGACGACCAAUCAGCGGGGCGAUGCGGCGCUUUCGUACAGCAUUCGUAGGUCCUGUCGUCCGUGAGAGGACUGUCUGUCUACACAGUGCGUUUGAAUUGGGCCGGGCGGUUCUAGCAAAUUAAAGGCUGGAGCUGCAGACUCGUACAAGGCGGCGCUAUAUGCAAGCAAGAUACAAGGUUUGGGGUCAAUAGAAGUCGUGGAAUGGUUGGGGACUUGGAGUCGCGUGUGUUGUCGACUUGUAUCUACUCGUCUUUUCCGACUUUUUCGUCGUCUUCUGUCUUCCACUCACACGUUCCUUCUUCUUCACUUACUACUGCAUCGUUUUGCUGCCUUGCUAUUCAGAGGGGGUUUGUUUCUUCUUAUUGUUAUUGUAUUCG